This is a messenger RNA of Hyaloscypha bicolor E, 3639 nucleotides long. RefSeq lists its product as uncharacterized. Gene Ontology annotation, biological process: mRNA splicing, via spliceosome. Gene Ontology annotation, molecular function: protein binding; U2 snRNA binding. Lineage: Eukaryota; Fungi; Ascomycota; Leotiomycetes; Helotiales; Hyaloscyphaceae. The coding region runs from base 1 to 3639 and encodes 1212 amino acids. Gene Ontology annotation, cellular component: nucleus; U2 snRNP. The transcript is spliced from 4 exons. The record is from RefSeq and is a predicted model, not a curated record.
AUGGCUACAACCUCAUCCAUGUUCAUGUACAGCCUGACGGUACAGCCACCAACCGCCAUUACUCAAGCUAUCCUCGGACAAUUUGCAGGAACAAAGGAGCAGCAGAUUGUCACUGCUUCAGGCUCUCGUCUGACCCUCCACCGACCAGAUCCUUCUCAAGGGAAGAUCGUAACAGCCCUCUCACACGAUGUUUUCGGGAUUAUCAGGGCCAUAGCAGCAUUUAGGUUGGCUGGAAGCAAUAAGGAUUACAUUAUCAUCACAUCCGACUCGGGCCGAAUUACCAUCGUCGAGUUUGUUCCUGCGCAGAACAAAUUCAACCGAUUGCAUUUGGAGACCUUUGGGAAAUCCGGGGUGCGAAGAGUUAUUCCAGGCCAAUACUUAGCGGUGGACCCGAAAGGAAGAGCUUGUUUGAUCUCGUCAGUGGAGAAGAAUAAACUUGUGUAUGUCUUGAACCGCAAUGCUCAGGCUGAGCUCACAAUCUCUUCACCACUCGAGGCGCAUAAACCCCAAACUUUGGUGUUUGCACUGGUUGCUUUGGACGUGGGAUACGCAAAUCCAGUCUUUGCAGCUCUGGAGGUCGACUAUGGAGAUUCGGAUCAGGAUCCGACUGGACAGGCUUACGAAGAAAUCGAGAAGAGUCUGGUCUAUUAUGAGUUGGACCUCGGGUUGAACCACGUUGUACGAAAAUGGACGGAUACGGUAGAUCGAACUGCUACUAUCCUUUUCCAAGUUCCCGGAGGGACCGAUGGACCCAGUGGAGUGUUGGUUUGUGGCGAAGACAACAUCACAUAUCGACAUUCAAAUCAGGAAGCUUUCCGUGUAGCUAUACCCAGGCGGCGUGGCGCUACAGAGGAUCCGCAGCGGAAGAGGACGAUUGUGGCCGGAGUCAUGCACAAACUCAAGGGCGCAGCUGGAGCAUUCUUCUUCCUACUGCAGUCCGAAGAUGGAGACCUGUUCAAGGUUACCAUCGAAAUGGUCGAAGAUGACGACGGCCAGCCAACUGGUGAAGUCAAACGCCUCAAGAUCAAGUAUUUUGACACGGUUCCCAUUGCGACCAGUCUCUGCAUCUUGAAAAGUGGUUUCCUAUUUGUUGCCAGUGAAUUCGGAAAUCAUCAAUUUUACCAGUUCGAGAAGCUCGGUGACGACGACGAGGAAAUCGAAUUCAUCAGCGACAAUUUUCCAGUGGACCCUAAGGAACCUUAUACUCCGGUUUACUUUCAUCCUCGCCCUGCGGAGAACUUGAGUCUGGUCGAGAGUAUUGAUUCAAUGAAUCCGUUGAUGGACUGCAAAGUAGCCAACCUCACCGAAGAAGAUGCACCACAAAUAUACUCGAUAUGCGGAACCGGGGCUCGUAGCACCUUUAGAACUUUGAAGCAUGGUUUAGAUGUCAGCGAAAUUGUGGAGUCAGAGCUACCUGGAGUGCCAUCUGCGGUUUGGACCACAAAGCUUACGCGAAAUGACACUUUUGAUGCGUACAUCAUUCUGUCUUUCUCGAAUGGAACGCUUGUGCUUAGCAUUGGCGAAACUGUCGAAGAAGUCACUGAUACUGGGUUCUUAUCCACUGCCUCUACCUUAGCAGUACAACAGCUUGGUGAAGAUGGCUUGAUCCAGGUCCACCCAAAAGGCAUUCGGCACAUUCGUGCAGAUAGGCGUGUCAAUGAAUGGUCUGCUCCACAACAUCGCUCUAUUGUUGCAGCAACGACAAACGAGAGACAAGUUGCAGUUGCCUUGAGCUCUGGCGAAAUUGUGUACUUUGAGAUGGAUUCCGAUGGGUCACUUGCUGAAUACGACGAGAAGAGAGAAAUGAGUGGAACGGUAACAUGCUUGAGUUUAGGUGAGGUCCCUGAAGGUCGAGUCCGAAGUCAAUUUUUGGCUGUUGGUUGCGAUGACUCAACCGUUCGUAUUCUAAGUCUCGACCCGGAUUCAACUCUGGAAAACAAGUCAGUCCAGGCCUUGACAUCACCUCCCUCAUCCCUCUCGAUUAUGGCCAUGGCCGAUUCUUCCUCAGGAGGCUCCACUCUUUAUCUUCAUAUUGGACUAUAUUCUGGGGUGUAUCUGCGAACUGUUUUGGAUGAGGUCACAGGAGAACUUUCUGAUACGCGGACACGCUUCCUUGGGCCGAAACCUGCGAAACUUUUCCGAGUAUCUGUUCAGGGACAAACUGCUGUGCUCGCUUUGAGUUCGAGGCCUUGGCUUGGUUAUUCGGAUCCUGUCACGAAAGGUUUUAUGCUUACACCGUUGAACUAUCCUGGCCUUGAAUGGGGCUGGAACUUCAGCAGCGAGCAGUGUACGGAAGGAAUGGUAGGUAUCCAAGGACAGAAUCUCAGGAUCUUUUCCAUCGAGAAGUUGACCGAUAAUCUUCUCCAAGAAUCGAUUCCCCUCACAUACACCCCUCGUCAUUUUGUCAAGCAUCCCGAGCACCCAUACUUCUACACUAUCGAAUCAGACAAUAACAUCCUAUCUCCUGCGACCAAGACAAAAUUACUCGAAGAUCCUGCAGUUGUCAAUGGCGAUGCAACGGUUCUUCCUGCAGAGGAAUUUGGCUACCCUCGAGGAAGAGGUCACUGGGCAUCAUGCAUCUCCGUCCUUGACCCCGUCACUGAGAAGUGUGUUCUUCAAAAGAUUGACCUCGAAGAUAACGAAGCAGCAGUCAGCAUAGCAACAGUGUCAUUUGCAAGCCAGGAUGACGAGGUCUUCCUGGUUAUCGGUACAGGCAAAGACAUGGUUGUGAGUCCGAGGACAUCAACAGCUGGGUUCAUCCACGUUUACCGGUUCCAUGAAAAUGGCAAAGAAAUCGAGUUCAUUCAUAAAACCAAAGUCGAAGAACCACCAAUGGCCCUUCUAGGAUUCCAAGGAAGACUUUUGGCAGGAGUCGGAAAGGACUUGCGAAUUUACGAUCUCGGUAUGCGACAACUUCUCCGAAAAGCUCAAGCGGAGGUUGUACCCAACUUGAUUGUCGGACUUCAAACCCAAGGAAGCCGGAUCGUUGUCAGUGAUGUGCAACAGAGCAUUUUCAUGAUCGUGUACAAAUUCCAGGAGAACAAGCUUAUUCCGUUUGUGGAUGAUACUGUGGCUCGUUGGACUUCUUGCACAACUAUGGUUGAUUAUGAAACGGUUGCAGGUGGCGAUAAGUUUGGCAACCUCUGGCUUCUUCGUUGUCCCCCCAAGGCAAGUGAAGAGGCAGACGAAGAAGGUGCUGGCCAACAUCUGGUCCACGAACGUUCAUAUCUCCAAGGCGCUCCGCAUCGAUUGAACCUGAUGGCGCACUUCUUCCCUCAAGACAUCCCGAUGGCUAUCCAAAAGACAAACCUGGUUGCUGGCGGUCGUGACUGCCUUUUAUGGGCUGGUUUGCAAGGUACUCUUGGCAUCCUCAUUCCUUUCGUCGGCCGUGAGGAUGUCGAUUUCUUCCAGACUCUUGAACAACAUCUUCGGUCAGAAGAUGCUCCAUUAGCUGGCAGAGAUCACUUGAUCUAUCGAAGCUAUUAUGUCCCCGUAAAAGGGAUCAUUGAUGGUGACUUGUGCGAAAGAUAUACCCUCUUACCUACAGAUAAGAAACAGAUGAUUGCAGGCGAGCUGGAUCGGUCAGUGAGAGAGAUUGAGCGAAAAAUUUCUGAUAUUCGGACUCGGUCUGCAUAUUAA